AUGACAGACAGCGCUGCCGCACAACCACCUCUGGGCUUCCUCGCCGUCGAAGUUGACAUCUUCAGACCGCCAGGAGAUCCCUACAAUGACAAGACCUGGCCUUUUCCACUUAUCCGUGAAAAGGUCACCGGCACCAGUGAAUCUCAAAUUGUUACAAGCACUGCCUACGACGAUGCUUUUAUUGAGCGAUUCGUCGCUGCCGGCCAGCGAUUGGCUGAGAGAGGCGCUGUGGGAAUAAUCACCAGUUGCGGAUUUCUUGCAAUGGCCCAGAAAAGGUUGGCAGCACGUUUGCCGAUUCCUAUCGCGACAUCAUCUCUCAUGCAAGUGCCAAGUCUCCGUGCCCUUAUUCCUGCAAAUAAGGCCAUUGGAGUCUUGACAUACGACAGCACAAGGCUUGGAGAGGCCCAUCUACUUGCGCUCGAUAUUAAGCCAGAGGACGUGCGAAUGUGGGGAACCCCUGAUGACGGUCAUCUGAGAGGUAUCUGUGCUAGAGGUGAAAAACCAAGCCAGGGCAAUGACGUCUCGAUACCCUGA
Fusarium vanettenii 77-13-4 is the source of this 534-nucleotide messenger RNA. RefSeq lists its product as uncharacterized. The transcript is spliced from 3 exons. The record is from RefSeq and is a predicted model, not a curated record. Lineage: Eukaryota; Fungi; Ascomycota; Sordariomycetes; Hypocreales; Nectriaceae. The coding region runs from base 1 to 534 and encodes 177 amino acids.